CUUAAACUCAGGUGUGUGAGUCUCACGUUUAAUCACUUUGUGUUGCUCUUACAUAUCAAGUCCUCAACCAGGUCCAAUAUGGCGGCGAAAGCUGUGAACACACCUCCGUCAGCUCACCCAAUCAGAGUGCAUGGAAACACUCGGGCUAACAGUGGUGGGCCAUCCUCUGAUCAGCAUGAUCCAGGACUAUACACCCCCUGCCAAGACCACGGAGCUCCACCCCACCACCCCCAACACCACCUCCCUGGCCGGCCUGUCUUCUACGUCCAUGCUCCACCCCCACCCCCUUUCCACCCCUGCCAGUGGCCCAUGCCCUUCUCCUAUAACCCCUUUGCUGGCUUUCCAGGAAUGGGCUAUGGUAUGGUGAUGCCCUCGUUUCCUCCUCCCAAUCCCUAUAUGGAGGUUCCAGCAUACAUCAUGCCCCGCCCUGACAUGCAACCGGUCGACUACAGACGUUUCAUCCACCCCCAGGCCCCUAGCGUAGCGUAUCAGAACCCAUACCAGCCCUGUAGAGUCCGCCCACAUCAUACUGACCCAGUGAGAGAAACCGUGAACUCGGAGGUCCAAACAGACCCCCAACAGAGAGGAGGAGGUUUCAGUGAGGAAAGCCCACUCAUCAGCGCAGAUUCGGGUAGUGGAACCGCAAUAAACUCUCCUUCGCCCUCAAGCUCCCAAAAACAAAACUCUGCUGAAGUUGAGAACGACGCGUUACACAGCAGUAAUGCAGAAGACCUCCCGGUUAAAGGGACCAGUAACAAACAUGGCUUUAACAUCCUCCGACCUACAGGAACGACAGUCAUCCAGUCAUGUAUCCGAGCAACCCUGGACACUCAGAAGAGCCGAAAAGAGAGUGUGGGUCAGGAGAAUGUUCCCCCAUGCAGGAACGCUCACUGCAACAUGUGGUCUGUUGGCUCUCAAGAUGGUAUGGUUCCUGUGUGUAACUCCUCCCAACAAGAGGAGGAGGUUGUCAAAGAGAGAAGGAUCUUCGUUCCUGACAUCCUCAUGAGUUGGGAAGGUGGUACGCCUCAGGAAACGAUGCUGAAGAUAGCAGAUAAGCUGCUUCAGAAUGACCUCCAAACUGAAGUAGAGCAGGAUAAGUCUGUUCACCAGAGUGGAGUCGAGACCAGAAUCAGUCCAGAGGCGGCUUAUCCUAAAGAUGAUGCGCAGGGUAACUUAAUCUCUGAGCACAGUGAAGUCCUUUUCAAGAUCCUCAAACUGAGAGAAGCUGAAGAAGGACGAUACGCAGAGUCCAGGAACAAUGAAGAGUCUUUGGGACUUGUUGGCUCCGUAAGGCAUUGUCUUCCAUACGCAGAUGAACGCCUAGAAUCCUCAUCCCAUAAGCUCCCUGACAAUGAGCAAGAAUAUAGCAUCGAGACAAAUUCGCUUGAAGACACAGCACCAAUCAUUCCCUGUAUAAAUAAUAGCUCCUACCUGAAGAGAACCUGGAACGAGUCCAUUUGGUCCGUGGAGUCUCUGGCCCCCUUCAUCCCCACCAAGGAGUGGUUGGAGCACAACGGCCUGUUAGCAGCCGAUGUGAUCGAGGAGGAAGCCGAGAACGACAACCCCAUUGUCAAAUCUAGAGAAAAUUGUUCCUCGUCGGACAGCUGGCUCCUGUUCUGCAGCCCCGCCGAAAAGACAAGCCCACAAAAGAAGCCGGAAAGGGAGAGCGACAUGGAGGCCUCUGACAUAAGAAGUCCAACUCAAGCCCAGGGCGGGGCUCCUUCAGAAAAGAAUCGCUCGGCUUCGCCAAAUGAACUGCAGAGUACAAUUAUUGUAUCUUCCCCCACUAAAGAGGACAAAAAUAGGUCUUCUGAACCUGAGGCUAAUCGAAGCCCAAACCAGGACAUUUUAAAUGCGCAGCAGAAGAAAAGGACCGGCCCUCCUCAGCAGGAAGAGAGUCUGAACUUGAACUCUAUUGGGAAGACGUGCGCAAGAAAGCUGAAUCUACUAAAUGGAGCGGGCAUCGAGGUGGAAGAUGGAGCACGUGGGAACGAAGAAGUUAGUCGGCUUGGAAAAGAGCAGCUGGGCGUCCCGAUGGCUGAUCAGAAGACGGCAGAAGUGUCUCCAUCGAAGGUGGACUUUGGAGUCCAGUGUAAUGAGUUCCAGGAGUACAAGUGUACCUGUGAGGAGAGGAGGUGCAGCAUGGGACCAAACAGGAAUCCGCCUUUUACAUAUUCAGACGGCAGCCAGCAUGAAGCCUACAGUGGAUACUAUGGCAAACCUGCGAAACACCAAGGUGGAAAUGGACGUAAUCCGCCGUACUGAGCACUGCAUUCUCUUAAACAAGUCUUGUUUUUAAACAAAUGUAAUAUUAAAAUGUAUUUAUAAUUAAACAUGUAAUAUCAUAUUUUUCAAUAAA
This is a messenger RNA of Trematomus bernacchii (emerald rockcod), 2359 nucleotides long. RefSeq lists its product as uncharacterized. The transcript is spliced from 5 exons. Lineage: Eukaryota; Metazoa; Chordata; Actinopteri; Perciformes; Nototheniidae. The record is from RefSeq and is a predicted model, not a curated record. The coding region runs from base 79 to 2265 and encodes 728 amino acids.